Molecule: messenger RNA, 705 nt
Organism: Rhodotorula toruloides NP11
Lineage: Eukaryota; Fungi; Basidiomycota; Microbotryomycetes; Sporidiobolales; Sporidiobolaceae
Product: N-acetyltransferase
Exons: 6
Coding region: 1-705 (234 amino acids)
Molecular function (GO): acyltransferase activity, transferring groups other than amino-acyl groups
Source: RefSeq, a predicted model, not a curated record
AUGAUUCCGCUCGACCUCUCGACCCUCUCGCUGCGCUACCACUCGCGCCAGCCGCAUGACUACGAGGACGAGCCGCUGAUGGGCGAGCACUACCUCGACGAGGAGAGCGGGAGGAGGAACCGCGUGAAGACGGUCCUCUGGUACGAGAUCGAGUUCCAGGACGAGGGCGGCUGGCUCAUGUUCAUGGACGAGGAGAGUCAAGAGACCCACGAGUUUUCCGGCCUCUUCACCGACCGCGCGCUCCUCAAAGCGCAGUUCUCGCGCGAAGGGACCGGCGUCUGGGGCGCAGAAGUCACCGAGCGCCCUUUCAUCGCUUACAUUGAGGGAAUCCGCGUCGAGCCGGAGUAUCGUGGGCAGGGUGUCGGGAGGUGGGCGCUGGAGAGGCUGCUCGAGGUGAAGGACCCGUACUUCGGGACCGUCGACUUCAUCUUUGCCUGGCCGACGCCGCACCCGAAGGACGCUCCCAAGCGCGACGACCCAAACCGCGAGCAGAUCUGGGACACGCAGACCGCUCGCGCCGUCAAGACUUUCCAGUGUGCUGGCUACCGCCGCGUCGGCACGACCGCCUUCUUCUGCCUCGCGCGCGACCCGAACCACCCUUCGCGCCGUAUCGCGCUCGAGCAGGACGCGCAGUACUCGAAGAACGUGACGAUGAACCAGGAUCAGCUCGUCAAGAUGCUUGCGUUGGGGCAGUUGCCGUGGUGA